AUGGCCUCCAAUGCAUCUUGUAUCUUUUGUAAAAUAAUCAAAGGAGAAAUCCCUUGUUUUAAAUUACUCGAAACCUCAACCACAUUAUCUUUCUUAGAUAUCCAACCAACUGCCCAUGGACACGUUCUUGUGAUUCCAAAAUAUCACGCCGCUAGAUUUCACAAUAUCCCUGAUGAAUAUUUAACUGACACUUUACCUAUGAUUAAAAAAUUGACUAAAGUAUUAAGAUUAGACGAAGAUCAUGGACUUGAUGGAGAAGGAUAUAAUAUUUUACAAAAUAAUGGGAAAAUUGCCCAUCAAGAGAUUGAUCAUGUUCAUUUUCAUUUGAUUCCUAAGAAGGAUGCGAAGACUGGGUUGAGUAUGAGUUGGCCUGCUCAACCUACUGAUUUUGAUGCUUUGGGGAAGUUGCAUAAGGAAUUACUUGCUGAAUUGGAAGCUGACCAAGAAGAGAAGUUGUAG
Hemisphaericaspora subhashii is the source of this 459-nucleotide messenger RNA. RefSeq names its product adenosine 5'-monophosphoramidase (gene HNT1). Lineage: Eukaryota; Fungi; Ascomycota; Pichiomycetes; Serinales; Debaryomycetaceae. Gene Ontology annotation, molecular function: catalytic activity. The coding region runs from base 1 to 459 and encodes 152 amino acids. Gene Ontology annotation, biological process: nucleotide metabolic process. The transcript has a single exon. The record is from RefSeq and is a predicted model, not a curated record.